Messenger RNA from Magallana angulata, 670 nucleotides. RefSeq lists its product as uncharacterized. The record is from RefSeq and is a predicted model, not a curated record. The coding region runs from base 190 to 501 and encodes 103 amino acids. NCBI's taxonomy places the organism in Eukaryota, Metazoa, Mollusca, Bivalvia, Ostreida, Ostreidae. The transcript is spliced from 5 exons.
UGGAUAGUUGCAACGCAAGUUUCUCUAUAUCACUUCAGAUAAGAGCGCACAGCUCAAUUAAGUGUGUUGAAAAUCCCAGCUGCAGGUGAUCUCCGAGUUGUGCCGAUCUUUAAUGAGAUAAGAAACCCCUGUGUGUUAUUCUUCAAAGAUGACCUAGUCAGCAACGGCUAUAUAAGGCAGCAAUGGACGAUGAUAUAUUUACAGAGGAUACUGCAUCUGUGUUGCAAGGAUGGAAGAGGAGAGACAAAAGUGACAUCGCAGCAGGAUGGACCUUUGAAGGGAGAAAAAUUUUCAAAUCACAGUAGCACCAUCAAAGCGAACUCCACGAACACGUCUACAUGCGUGAGGGUGCGGCUGCCACUGAAUGGGGGGUUGUACGGCUAUGAUGUUGAAAUCCCGGAUUGUCGUCAAAUAGACGUCAACAAGACUGUUAUCACGCCUAAGAGUGACGUCAUUGAAAUCAAGAUUGUCAAAUUUGGAGAAUUUACUCUUCCUGCCUAGUCUGGAAUGUCAAGUACACAGAGGCUCUAAAGAAUUGUUAUGCUUCUAUAUAUAUUUCAUUGUUGUAUUUUUUUUAAUGUUUUCCUAUAUACUCCAAAGUGUUUGUACUGACGUUUUAAGCUUGGAAUGAGUAUUUAUACAGAAACUAUCAAACAUAUUCUGACUUAUU